AUGGCGAUGUCACAUCUAAUCCAAACUCUUGACUAUGCAUAUAAUUCCUAUCGUGCUCUCAGCAUUUUCUACCCAGCUCAGUUUGACCUACUUUCAUGUAGCACAACUUACAAAGGUGCUGAGGAAUUGACCUCUAUAGGUCCGACCUGUGGUGGUCGAUCUUCCUCCAAGUUAAACAAACCGAGUCUAAAGCGAAAUAGUUUCUUUGUGAACGACAUACUAGAUCCUGAUUUCGGUAGGUCAGCUGUGGCCGAAAGUGACCAUCAAGAGGGCAGCACCACAGCUGAUAUUGAGUUGGAAUCACCAGACGAUAUAUGGACAACUCAUUCAAAGAGAAUCCCGAAUGAAAGCCUGGUUUGGGACAAUAAAACAUCUAGUGCCACCUCCACGUCUUCUUUCACGAGCCCGGACUCACACUCAGCUGAGGAGACCAGAAGUGCCAAGAAUAUUCUGGACAACACGAGUUAUGCUUCGCAACAAAACGUACUCUCUCCACUGAACAAAUCAAAUCUCCCAGCUUGGGUGUUCUGCACUCGUUACUCUGACCGGCCGUCAUCAGAGAAAGAAAAUACAAUGGGUUGGACAUAUGCGCGGAACUUCAGUCCACAUGACAUCAGAGAGAAUGAAGCCAGUUUUAGCCAGAUGGUUGAAGAGAGGCGUCCUGUGCUACCGUAUAACAAUUCUAAACCUACAGAACUUCGGACGGACAGGUGGAUAAUUGGCCAAGCAACUAAGACAACCACGUCCACUCCCCCAUUGUUUGAUGGGCAGGGACAGUUGCUCGGAAUACAGGUAGCACUGGAACUGAACGGCUCCAUGUUUUGGUGGUUAUUAGAAGGGCUAAUCUGGCCAGAACGACUGAAACUUCUUGAGGAGCGGUUAAGUGGGAUGGACAAAUGUAGGAAGAGAUGCCAGCCCACCAUGAUAUAUUACAUAGUGUGUUUUGGCAAUUUGACGGCCGGUCCUCGGAUACGAAAACCUCGGAGGUCUCUCCAGCAAGAAGAGAUCAACUUGAAACGGCCUAGAACUUCAUUCACAAACGUCCAGUUAAAGCGACUAGCCAAAGAAUUCGAGGUGAACCGAUAUCUGGAUGAAACUCGUCGGAAAAGUCUUGCAAAGGAACUGAAUCUGAGAGAAUCCCAAGUAAAGAUUUGGUUUCAGAAUAAAAGAGCAAAAACGAAAAAGGGUGGUGAAAAUUCGUCGACAGCCCACGACCGGUUUCGCCCAUUUUGGGGCUCAUCAGGUAGGCACAAUCCCCGAGUUUCCAUGAGCCUUAUGUUCUACUUGAAGCCAAAUUGCACAAAACUAGCGAAGUACACUAAUUUAAAAACUAAUUUGACUUGUGGAAACGAAGAUCGUUUGGCAUUUCAACUGAUGGCCGAAGGACUUUAUAAUCAUUCGGUCCGCAUACGAGCGAAUUCCGAGGAGAAAGCUGCCACAUCACAAUAA
This is a messenger RNA of Opisthorchis viverrini, 1449 nucleotides long. RefSeq lists its product as hypothetical. The transcript is spliced from 9 exons. Gene Ontology annotation, cellular component: nucleus. The record is from RefSeq and is a predicted model, not a curated record. The coding region runs from base 1 to 1449 and encodes 482 amino acids. Lineage: Eukaryota; Metazoa; Platyhelminthes; Trematoda; Opisthorchiida; Opisthorchiidae. Gene Ontology annotation, molecular function: DNA-binding transcription factor activity, RNA polymerase II-specific; RNA polymerase II cis-regulatory region sequence-specific DNA binding. Gene Ontology annotation, biological process: neuron differentiation; regulation of transcription by RNA polymerase II.